Molecule: messenger RNA, 1128 nt
Organism: Purpureocillium lilacinum
Lineage: Eukaryota; Fungi; Ascomycota; Sordariomycetes; Hypocreales; Ophiocordycipitaceae
Molecular function (GO): nitronate monooxygenase activity
Source: RefSeq, a predicted model, not a curated record
AUGGCCUCUCCGCAGCAGAUCCGCACGCCCAUCACCGAUCUUUUCAAGAUCAAGCACCCCAUCCUGCUGGCCGGCAUGAACGUGGCCGCUGGCCCCAAGCUGGCUGCUGCCGUCACCAACGCUGGCGGUCUCGGUGUCAUCGGCGGUGUCGGCUACACCCCCGACAUGCUCCGCGAGCAGGUUGCCGAGCUCAAGGAGUACCUCAACGACAAGAACGCCCCCUUCGGCAUCGACCUGCUUCUCCCCCAGGUCGGUGGCAAUGCCCGUAAGACCAACUAUGACUACACCAAGGGCAAGCUCAACGAGCUCGUCGACGUCGUCAUCGAGUCCGGCGCCAAGCUCUUCGUCUCGGCCGUCGGCGUCCCCCCCAAGGCCGUCGUCGACAAGCUGCACGCCCACGGCAUCGUCUACAUGAACAUGAUUGGCCACGUCAAGCACGUCAAGAAGUGCCUUGAGCUCGGCGUCGACAUCAUCUGCGCCCAGGGCGGUGAGGGUGGCGGCCACACCGGCGACAUCCCCACCACUGUCCUCAUCCCCGCCGUCGUCAACGAGGUCAAGGGCCACAAGUCCCCCGUGACCGGCGGCCCCGUCCAGGUCGUCGCCGCUGGCGGCAUCCACAACGGCCAGCUGCUCGCUGCCUCCCUCAUGAUGGGCGCUGGCGCCGUCUGGGUCGGCACGCGCUUCAUCCUGACGGACGAGGCUGGUGCCCCCAAGGCUCACAAGGAGGCCGUCCGCACCGCCGGCCACGACGACAACAUCCGCACAAUCAUCUUCACUGGCCGCCCCAUGCGCGUCCGCAACAAUCCUUACAUCAACGACUGGGAGGUCAACCGCCAGCAGGAGAUGAAGGAGCUCGCCGCCAAGGGCACCAUCCCCUACGAGGCCGACCUCGACAAAUUCAUGGGCGAGGGCGCUGAGCACAAGGGCGUUGAGAGCAACAACGCCGCUGCCGAGUCUGAGGACGACGAUGACUUCGACGACCCUCUUGAGCAGUUCCGCCCCUACCUGAUGGGCAAGUGCGCUGCCGUCUGCAACGAGACCAAGCCCGCAAAGGAGGUUGUCGACGAGUUUGUCAACGAUGCAGUCUCGUGGAUCCAGACCGGCAACAAGAUGAUUGCCAAGCUGUAA